Molecule: messenger RNA, 1515 nt
Organism: Penicillium cataractarum
Lineage: Eukaryota; Fungi; Ascomycota; Eurotiomycetes; Eurotiales; Aspergillaceae
Product: sugar transporter-like protein
Exons: 9
Coding region: 1-1515 (504 amino acids)
Biological process (GO): transmembrane transport; carbohydrate transport
Cellular component (GO): membrane
Molecular function (GO): carbohydrate:proton symporter activity
Source: RefSeq, a predicted model, not a curated record
AUGGUCAAGCUCAAUCUAUAUGGCCGCGGGCGGCCGCUCAGAAUGGCUAUUAUGUUUACGUGCCAAUUGGCGUUUAUUCUCUUUGGAUACGAUCAAGGAGUGUUCUCAGGAAUCGUAGGCAAUGACGACUUCCUCGAGGUCGUACACCACCCCAGCGCAGGCAUUCUAGGAAUCAUUGUCUCGAUAUACAACCUAGGCUGUUUCAGUGGUACUAUCGUCUCAUUCGUAACGGGCGAUCGACUCGGUCCACGAAAGUCGAUGUGGUUUGCGAUGGUAUGGAUUAUCAUCGGCGCAACCCUCCAAACAACAGCCUUCUCACGAGCCCAACUCCUAGUAGCCCGUUUCAUCACGGGUAUUGGCACGGGCAUCGAAACGACCACCGUCCCCGUAUAUCAAUCCGAACUCUGCGAAGCCAAGAAACGAGGCAAGUACGUGAGUAGUGAGCCGUUAUUCGUCGGCGUCGGGAUCGUGAUUGCAUACUGGUUCGAUUAUGGGAUGUCGUAUGUGCCCGGCGCAAUUAAUUGGCGUCUUCCCAUCGCUUGUCAGAUGAUUUUCGCUAUUAUGGUUAUUUUGUUGGUGUUUGGACAUAACCGGCCUGAUGAGGCGCUGCAGGUUCUAUGUGAUGUGUAUAACAUGCAACCCGAUGAUCCAAAGGUUGUAUCCGAGUCGGAGGGGAUCCUGGAAGCUAUUGAGCUUGAGACUCUUCAUGGUGAAUAUAAGUGGUCGCAGAUUCUCAAGAGGGAUGAGGUUCAGACGGGGAAGCGUGUGUUGUUGGCUUAUGGGAUUCAAUUUAUGAACCAGAUGGGCGGUAUCAAUCUGGUUGUCUACUAUGUUACUUCGGUCUUGCAGUACAAUGUUGGUUUGGACCGAAAAUUGAGUCUCCUGCUCGGAGGAGUCAUUCAGAUUAUGUUUGUGAUUGGCUCCUUCUACCCAACAUUCUUCUCCGACAAAUACGGUCGUCGCCAACCCAUGAUGUGGGGAUCCUUCGGUCUCUCCAUAUCCAUGAUGAUGAUUGCCAUUCUACUCUCAUUCAAGGGAACAUCCGUCGAAAAACCAACGGCCUCAGCCUCAGUCGCCUUCUUCUUCCUCUUCAUGCUCAUCUUCGGAGCCUCGGUCAACUGUAUUCCAAAAGGGUUACGUACUACCACAUAUGGAAGCUUGCCCUGGUAUACCCCCGCUAAACAAGCCAUCGGUAUAUCCGCAAACUGGCUCUGGAAUUUCUUCGUCGUCAUGAUCACCCCGACAUUAAUUGAGAAUCUAGCUUGGAAGGGCUAUCUCAUUUUUAUGUGUUUGAAUCUUGCUUUUGUCCCGAUUGUCUACUUCUUCUACCCCGAAACAGCAAAUCUCACCCUCGAAGAAAUCGAUUUCCUCUUCACCGACCGUGCAAGACAUCCGUCUUUGCGGGGUCAUGUUGGUGUCAACGGUGAUGACGGUGAUGCGGCUAAUGCUGGCAAGGAGAGUGGGAGUACCAGUCCAGUGGAAGUGCGGGAGGAUCAUGUCAAGGAAGAAAUUUAA